This is a messenger RNA of Schizophyllum commune H4-8, 1740 nucleotides long. RefSeq lists its product as uncharacterized. The transcript has 4 exons. Gene Ontology annotation, molecular function: DNA-binding transcription factor activity. The record is from RefSeq and is a predicted model, not a curated record. Lineage: Eukaryota; Fungi; Basidiomycota; Agaricomycetes; Agaricales; Schizophyllaceae. Gene Ontology annotation, biological process: regulation of DNA-templated transcription. The coding region runs from base 1 to 1740 and encodes 579 amino acids.
AUGAAGGCCCCCACUGCUCCCCCACCCCCGGUCGCGCGCUCGCCGUCGUCGUCGGGGUCGGACGCGGAUCCCAUGCCUGGUAGCACCAUCCGCCACGCCGCACCCUUGACCUUCAUGCCCUCCGAGAACAUGCACAAAGGCACGAUCCACGCCGUCAACACCCUCGUCGGAAGCCGGCGCUCGUGGAAGACGAUGCCACAGGGGAAGGAGCCCGUGUGGCCGCCACAGCUCGAGGCCGCUCUCGUUGAAGGCCUGGAUAAGUAUCGUCCUGGUUCUACGAUGGAGACCCGUCAUCUCCGCCGCUUCCCGAAGCGCAAUCGGUACAUCAGCGACUUCAUCCUCCACACCACGGGCAAGUAUCGCACGCCCAAGCAAGUCGGCAGCCGCCUCCAGCAGCUGCGCGACACUUGCCACGACCCGCGAAUUCUGCACCUAGUGCAACGCAAGGAGUAUCCUCCCCUGGAGCCCAGUGAUCAACAGAACCCUCCGUUGUCGUCUCUCCUACCCCCAAUCCCACCGAUGGCCGUGUCGCUCCCACGCAAGGAGCCCAAGGUCGCGUCCUCGCCGCCGUCGACCCAGCCGAACCCGUCCUUCGUCGGCGGCGAACAGUCCGCUAAUGAUCGCACGUGGCGGGUUCGCGAAUCAACAUCCGAUAACCAGCAGCAAGCUCCGUACCUGUCCAUGUCUCCUCGCGAAACGGGGCCCUCUCAGUCUGUGCUCGACCUCGGCAUUGACCCGUCCGCCGUCCGGCACGAGCAGGCCACCGAGGCCGCACCCAAGAAGGAGGAGGCUGAGCCCGCGCCGACCCAGAUCCAUCGGAGCACCAUCUGCGUCGAGAUGGCAUUCCGGGUGGCGCCUGUUGUGCUGACGUCGCCUACCUACGGUGUCGUCGGUCUGCAGGGCACGCGCGCGAGUGACCUGGAGCGCCUCGGUGGCCCAUUGGAUGAGAUUGCGCACUACGUCAAGGCAGAUGCGCCGAAGGACUUGUCAACGAGUGGACCGGAAGUCUCUUUCAUCUCGCCGUGGGCGCCUAAGAGCUGGUGCUCCAGGUUCACCGUCUAUAUCGACGGCACGGAGGUGCAUCGUGAGGAGGUCGACGUAUACCCCAAGGCCGAGCCGGCCAACAUGUACAUGAGCUACCUGGUGCCCUCCUACUGGGCGGUCCUUUGCCACCAUUAUGAUCUCCACCACUGCAUCAUAUUGCAGGACAUUGUGGACCGUGAUACAAGCCGUAUCAUCUGUGGCAUGCGCUACAUCUUCCGGGAUACGAACGCGCUGCCUCCCCCUCCUGCGCCCACGAACAUCGAGCAGUGGCGCCAGUCCACCGUCGCCGGAGCGCCGUACGAGCAGCCCUACCCGCCGUCGCAGGAGCUCCCAACUGCUCAGACGAUGCCGCCGCCGUACGCUCAGACGUGGACCCACCCCCAGCUGCCCCCGGGUUGGCCAGAGGACAAGGUAUAUCACUCUUCCUAUUCGGUGCGGCAGCCGCAGCCGCAGCACGCGAAGGGGGCUUUCCUCACGGAGUACAACGCGCCGCCCUCACCGCCGGAGAGCUGGCAGGCGGGCAGCACGGAGGCGUACCAGCAGGGUGCGGAGGCGCAGACGCCCGCCGACCCGGCGGCCGCCUAUGCGUCGCCGUACCCCGCGUCGCCCGGGCACUUCCCCGAGUUCCCCUCUGCGGCCCCGCCGCCGUCGUGGGCCUACGCAGACCCGACGCAGUCGCAGCAGUGGGGACAAUAG